GCCUACAUCUUGAUCUUCAUGAGCAGGCUCCACUCGCUAUAGUUGGACUUUGUCAGCAUCGGCCUCGAUGUGCCCACACUGGAGUCCUUGUACACUGUCUGCUGGUGCUCCGGCGAUCGCAAGGGUGCGCGGCACUGCACUAGGCUCCGCGACUCCUUGGGCUGCUGAUCCAUCUCGUGGCAGUUGUGUUUGUCACUGCCUCCGCUGCUAUCGUUGCUUGCUUGGUUGCCUUGAUCGCCUACGCGGCUGCGGCCUCUACUGUGGCCAAACGCUGAGCCCGAUCGGUGUCCUGGCUAGGGUUGAUCACCACGCCUCUGUUGGUGUUGGCGGCGGCUGCUGCUCGCAGAGCACGCUCGCCGGAGGUAGACAUGGCCUUUGCUCUCUCCUAACCUGGGUCUAAUACCAAUUGUUUCUAAACAACUAGAACACAAGUGGAAUUUGGACUAUCAGAGGGCAGCUUGGCCAACAAGCUGCUUGGAUUGUAUUGAAAAUAGCAAGUGAUAACUUAGGAUACAAGAGGAUGAUAACCAUUGCAUAUAUAUGCAAGUAGUGUACCUACUCUCUAGCAUAUUCUAACUGCAUAAAGCAGAUGCUAUGAUGUCUACUUGGUUGCCAAGGCACCAUGAUCAACUUGGUUGCCAAGGAACCUAAAAAUUACUUGACAGUGAAUAGUAAAUAGCUAUAGUAGGUAACUAGAUACAUUUUGGGGGUUUAGCACUAGGCUAACACCCUCACUAAAUUCCAAUAACUAGAUACAUUUUUGGGGUUCAGUACUAGGCUAACACCCUUACUAAGUUCCAUUUGAUUAUGUCUGAUGAAAAGACAACCGUUUAACAAUUCGAUACCAACAAUGCACUUUGUGUGGUUAGAGGCAAGGUUGGGAAUUGUGAAUUGAAUGUUUACUAUUGGGUAUAACGAUUUUAUGCGCGAGCAACAAUAUAAGGAUGUAUAGCGGAUUUAUUCCCCAAAUUGUUCUUGUAGGAUUGCACUCACAUCAAUGGCACCUAAAAGUAGGUUUAGAUCCAUGGCCGGGAAAAGAAUUGAAAAACAAGUUAGAAAGGAUGCAACUAUGUUUUGUCCAUAUGCGAGCAAUGGAAGAGACCAUGGUGUUGCAAGUGGAGCUAAUCAUCGUGGUAAGCCCAACAUGGGUAGCAACAUCGGACACGAGAGAAACAUUUUGUCGAGUGAGAAAUUGGCUUCAUCGACAAUGAAUGCAAGUAAAACUAUCAAAAGAGAUAAUGUUGUAACUGAUGCAAAUCGGCGAGAUAACAAUGCCUCAUUGUUAGUUGGACAAUCCCCUAUCAAGGGCAGUAACACUAGACACAUGAACUCUUCUACAAUGAAUGUAAGUUUGGAUCCUUCACUAAGGAAUCCUCGCAAAAACAAUAGAAGAGAUGAUGGUGUUCCAUACCUUGCUUCACAACUAGAUAGACGAAGUCCUACAAAGGAUAAGAACAUCAAGUACAAUAACACAUCUGAGAUGCAUUCGAGUUUGGCAACAUUGUCAAGGACGGACAACAAAAGGAGUGUCGUAGUUGAAGCAAAUCGACAAGUCAAUAACACCUCGCGACCAAUCAAGCAAGAUCCUCCUAGAAAGAUUACCAACACCAAACGAGUACAUGCCAUCAUGCCAAAUGGAAAUUUGACUCCUUUGGCAAGAAGUUGUAGCAAAUCUUCUCAAAUGGUCACUCCUUUGUUGAACGAAAUGAGACAACCAACUACCUCAAGUUUUAAGAAUUCCGAUGGACUGGAUAGGUACAAUGAUGCCUUACCUUGUAGGUUAAAGAGGGAAGUAAGCCACCUUGUAGGUUAAAGAGGGAAGUAAGCCUUGAUAAUGGAGGAGGUUUUAUCAUCGAUAAGCAUAGUGAUAGGAAAUUGACAAUUAAAGCAACAGAAGAAGGAUCUACUAAGCUGAUGAAGAAACAAGGAACCACAGAAGCAAAAGGAGAUGAUACUAGUGGUAGAAGUCCUAUGGGUGAAAUCAAUGGAGACGCUUAUCCUUUUGGGGUCAAAGAUUAUAGUGAAAGGAAUCUAUCUUAUGGUCUGAUGAAGAGACAAAGAGGCAACACGGAAACAAAUGAAGAUGAAGCCAUUGAUAAUGGUGAUAUGAAUCUCAUGGUGGUUGAAGAUGGAGAUACACAAUUGGAGACCCAUGAUCGUAGACCGAUGAAUAAUAAGAAAAGAGGCAUACAAUCAAAUGAAGUUGGUGAUGGUGAAGCCAAUGGUAGCUUUGCUAAGAUAAAUUUGGAAUCAUUGCCAAAAGAUCAUGUGUCACUUGGAUUGUAGCAAUGAAGCUAUAAAAGCGGAGAAACUAACUCAUAGAAAGUUGAAGAAAUGGAGACAAGACAUCAUGAGAAAUGAAGAUGAAGAAUUACAUGUUGAUGGUGGUGAUCAUAGUCCUUUGGAUGCUGAUGGCGAUAGUUCGAGAUUUACAUCACAAGAUCCUAUUUCAAUAGAUUGUCUUGCUGAAGUGCCUGCGCCAUUUGUUUUGGAACAUGUCAAGCAGCAAUGCAACUAUUGCUCAAAGCCUAUUGAUAAACCUAUUUGGAGUGGAAUCUUUAAGGUAGACGGAGAGGAAUACAUAUCGUUGGCUGGACAUUUGUCAACUAAAUCAUGUGACAAAGUGUGGGAACUUUCAAGAUCAUUGGUGCCAAUUGUUGAAGUGACCAAGCUUUCCAGGUCAAUGUUCAAAAUAUGGGAGACAUCAAAACCCUCUUGUAACAGCAUUGGCUUGUAUUUCUUCCCUAACGAGAUGAGGCAUGAUGAAGAUCUGGAUAAACUAGUGAAGGAAGUCAUAGAGGAUGAUCUGGUCUUCCAGACUGUUAUUGGUGAAGCUGAGAUGCUGAUAUUUCCUUCUACUCUACUGCCUGAAAGAUAUAAGACUUUUCAAGGGAAACACUACCUGUGGGGUGUAUUCAGGCCAAGGCAAGAUCAAUGUGCUACAGUUACAGAGCCAGUACAUGAUACAGUGUGUCGUGCACAGGAGAACGAGAAGGAAGAGCAGCAUGCCUCAAAGCAACAAGAUGAGGUGCAGCAAGUUCACUGCAUGUCGCCUGCCAAGAGCAUGCAACAAGCUGCAGCUACUAGAGGUGUUCCAGGGUCCCCCGACAUGGACUUUCGACCUGAAGCUCCUGUUGAAAGACAACUGGGAGACGAAUUGCGUCACACUCUGCACAGUGCUGAAGCUACUGCAGUUGCUCCCAAUCCUCCCACCAUAACAACUGAAGCUGCUGCUCUUCCUACCAAUGCUGCCACCAUACCUGCUGAAGCUACUGAAAAUGAUACAAAUGCUGCCACCAUACCUGCUGAAGCUACUGAAAAUGAUACCAAUGCUGCUACCAUACCUGGAAAUCAGGGGCGGAGCAGCUCAAUGGUCGGGGAUCCCCCUGGCAGGUUUUUCUGUUUCGUUGCAGGACAGACUCCAAAACUCGAGCAGCUCAUUCAAGAGAUGCAGCGUGAAGGUUCGUUAGUAGUUGCUAUCCGAGGGGAGGAGAUUGGUGGUGGUCUAUGGCCCAGCAACAUCGCCUCCACUAAUAUAAGCAGGCCAUGAGCUGCUCGCCCGGAAACAGCUGACCAGCCAAAAGGUUUCAUGUCAGCCUGAGAGAGGGCUGCCUAGUUUCUGUUGCUGGUUUCCGGUGAAGCACUAGGAAAUGUGAUGACUUUUGCUGUGGAGUUAGGGAAACUUAGUGUACUUUAGCCCUCUAUCAGCUAUCUAUAUGCCUGCCCUUUAUCAGCCUUUGUAUGCUCAUGUGGAUGCCUAAGGGACGCCUGUUUGUAGGGUUUCUGUAUUCCUGCUAGUAGCCUAGUUUAAUGCAUGCUUCGUCCUGUAAAUAUUUUCUACCCUAAGUCAAUGGAUGUUUCAUCCUCAAGUAAUUUUAUCUAGUAUGGCGUACGGGUGCUCCUGCAUUCUGAUGAAUGCUUGUCGUUUCA
Sorghum bicolor (sorghum) is the source of this 3930-nucleotide messenger RNA. RefSeq lists its product as uncharacterized. The coding region runs from base 2267 to 3550 and encodes 427 amino acids. The record is from RefSeq and is a predicted model, not a curated record. The transcript has 4 exons. Lineage: Eukaryota; Viridiplantae; Streptophyta; Magnoliopsida; Poales; Poaceae.